Messenger RNA from Funneliformis geosporum, 714 nucleotides. NCBI's taxonomy places the organism in Eukaryota, Fungi, Glomeromycota, Glomeromycetes, Glomerales, Glomeraceae. The record is from the annotation of a GenBank genome assembly.
AUGGACAAAAACAUAACAUAUUCUAUAGGAUGUAAAGCGCUAUACUUUGAGAUAGCUACCUAUGAUGGAUUGAGACGAUUAGCUUUUAAUCUUGAUAUUGAAGAAGUUGUUUUUUCUCAAUUAACUGAAGAUAAUAAUGAUGUAAGAACCGAAAAAAAUACAAAACCAAGUGGAAAAAAAGCUGACCAAAAUAAAAUUAUUAAUAAAUUCGAAGAAUUUCUAAUUAAUAAUAUUAAAAGAGAUAACGAGGGUGAACUUUAUUAUAGACAUCUAAUUAAUUAUCAUAUAUUACCAAAAAGUUGUGCGAAAGGGAAAUGGAAACAAUGUGAUAUUGGUCCAUCUUAUUUUCUUGAUUUACAAAAAGAAAAAUGGGAUGACCUUUUGAUUAAAUAUGAAGUAGUUAAUGAAGAUAAAACUGCGUUAGAAAAACAUGUUCAUGAAUUUCGUAAUUACGAUUUUAAACUUCAAGUUGAACGGAUAAAUACAAACAAUUCUAAAGUAUAUUUUUUAAAUGAGAGCGACGAAGUUAUUUUCAUACCAAAAAAUAUUUCAUGUAAAAAUAUUACCGCUGGAGACCUCGAAAAAAGCUUUACUUUGGAUGAUACCGAAUGUUUUUUAUUAUCAUGGUCUGAUAGUUAUGAUUUUUUAUAUGAAUCCGAAAAAUUUUUUUCAUUAUACAAUCAAAAACAGCAACAAGAAAAAAAUCAAAAUAGA